This is a messenger RNA of Mercenaria mercenaria, 6804 nucleotides long. RefSeq lists its product as uncharacterized. Lineage: Eukaryota; Metazoa; Mollusca; Bivalvia; Venerida; Veneridae. The record is from RefSeq and is a predicted model, not a curated record. Gene Ontology annotation, molecular function: zinc ion binding; ubiquitin-protein transferase activity. The transcript has 7 exons. Gene Ontology annotation, cellular component: nucleoplasm; chromatin. Gene Ontology annotation, biological process: positive regulation of DNA-templated transcription. The coding region runs from base 715 to 3900 and encodes 1061 amino acids.
UUUAUAUAGGUACCCGUCGGCGACUAUGUAUAGUUAUAUUUUAUUCGUAUUGAUAUUUAACUGACAUUUUACUGAAAUGAAUAAAAGUUUCAUAACGAAAGUUACUUUCCAGGAUUUAAAUGGGAAAUUUCACAUUGUUGUUAUGGGAACCCGGUCGUGCAACGAAAUAAAAUCGAAAGUAGUAGGUCCUUCAUAUUUUACAUUGUAACAGUUUACUGGACUUUAAACAAAUUUUACAGAUUAAAAGACAUGUUCCAUUAUCAAGCAAAUUUCAAAUGUUAUUGUAAAAUGGAUAUAUACGUUAUAGAAGGGGGCGGUCUCUUUGUGUGCUGCACGCAGCUGCUGUGGUUCGUCGGAAAUGAAUGAUAACACUUUUUACACAAUUUGAAAAAUAGCUCAUGGACAGCUUUACGUAAAUGAAUGCCUAUAAAAAAAGAUAAUGAAAAAUGCACAAGAUUUGAAAAUUAACACCAAAAAAAUGUUUUAAACAGAGUUAAUAGCUGAAAUAUUUGUUCGGAAACAGAAAGUACAUUUGAUAACGGAAGCACAUAAAUUUGAAAUCGGAGCCAUAUUAGAUUUGGUUAUCCGUUGAAUAAAUCCUGAACAGUUUAGGUUCAAACGCGACCCCAACUAUCACAUUUUGAUUCCAGGAGGAGAAAAACAAACAUUACGAGAUGUUAAUUUCAAAUGAUGAUAAUUUAAGAGCGCAGUAAAAUGGUGAAAUUGGAAAACGAGUAUUUCAUCCGUCUAUAUCUUCUGCUGAUUAAAGGUGGUGGCGAAAUCCUUCGUCAGAUCAUCAGAUGGGGACUUGAAAGGCAGAAACUUACCCUAGAGGAGUUUAUGACUCUGAAAAAAGAUUCUAUAUGUACAUUAGAACGAAUCAAGCAGACGGAGAUAACGAUUUUGUAUCACGUUCCGCAGGGCGUGACUGAUCUUUCGAAAUGGGAUAUAUCGUUACCGUGCUGUAUUGCAGUGGAGUUCUUUAAAAAUGACUUAAAACCUUUAGAGCUACAGGCUGUUGAAAAAAUAAAAGAAAUGCGGAAUAAACUGGCUCACCAUGCAGAUGCUUCUAUAGAUUUUUACACUUACAACUCGGGAUGGACAAAGCUGACAUUAGUUAUAUAUACUAUGGCUUAUCAAAUGGAUGACAGUAAAAAAGAAUACUUAACAAACUUGAUAAGUAGUGAAGCUGAAAAAGAACCAUUAGAUAUACGAUCGGCCAUCGAGGAACUGAAGACAUUAGAUCGCACAGACGAGCUAAUUAAAAGUCUCGGCGAAGUAAAAACAGAAAUUUCCGAGAUGAAAAGGAAAAUAGAAGAAAUAUCUAAAUUAAAACAAGAGAUUCGAGAGCUUAAAGAACUGAUGGAGAAUCUAGGAAAGUCCACAGACAUUAGAAACAAAUCCCGCGGAGCAAUACACGUGAGUGCAGAGGAUCAGGAUGUAGAAACCGCAGCACAGUCUCUAUUGAUUUCCGCUGCAACAGAUAGUGCAUCGAGUUCUAGUCAUGGGGCAGUCAAAGAAAAAGUUGACAAACUUGUUGAAGAAAUUAAAGGGACAGGAGCCGAAGUUGAAGAAGUGACGACAGGAUCCGUUAUUUUCUCUUUCGAAUGUUCGUCCAUUAAAUCCCUGUUAGAUCUUAUAGAUUUCUUCGAAAGUCCUAACAUGCAGAAUCAUCUUGACGAAAUAUCAGCCGUGCUGGGAGAUAUUCUUGGUCAUAAGAUAGACCUUACGGCUCACAUGAUCACAGAAUCACUACAAGAUGUAGUAAAAAAGCUGAAAAGUAUGACAGAAAAGCGCGGGAGAUCUCUUCAGUUUUCAAUGACAUGCAGGGGAGUGGAGGGUCUGCAGCAUGCAUUAGAUGUGUUUGAAGGAGAUGCAGCUUCUAACUCACUCAACGAUUUAGCUAAAACACUCUCAGAGGAGGUUGGCAAGCCUGUAAUUAUAGAAACAUCCAUUGAUAUUGAAGAAAUGCAGAAAGCAAUCCAGACAACAAAACAACAAAUUGAAAGUGAAUUGCGUGACAUACAGGACAGCGGAGUCGAAACUACCGAAAGUGGAACUGAAGAUGAGUUUUACGAGAGUGAGGUUCUCAAUGCGACUUUCUGUUCCGGACAACUUGAAGAUGGAUCAAUUUGUAAUCAACUGAUUGUAACCGAUCACGGCUGUGAGACAUGCGGAAAGAUAUGCAGGCCUCAUUCUCGAAAGAAAUGUGCACAACAGACAGAAAGUGAGGCAUGUUCAGAAUGUGACAGGAAACUCGAAGCAGACGAUAGUGAUAUUCAAACUGAAAAUUCUUCUGUUAUAAAAUCUUCUGAUAUGAUGCACGACUUUGUUUGUACGCCAUGUUCUGAGGAUGGAAGAAGCACCGAGGCUUUUAAAUACUGCGUCGAAUGCCAGUCGUACUUCUGCAAGUCCUGUUUACAACAGCACAGCAAAUUUCCACCUCUGAAGAAACACAUUCUACUAGACAAGGCUGAUAUAGAAGGUGCAACGCGACAGGACAAGACGAAACUUCCCGUUGUUGCUCUACCUUCAGAUUUUUGUUCUGACCACCCUGGUAACGUUACCCAAAUUUACUGCAGAAAUCACGAUGUCGUCUGCUGUACUGUCUGCAUUGCUUUGGAUCAUAGGUCGUGCGAAGGAGUGGAGUUCAUUCCGAAAAUUGCCACAAAAGAGCUCCUUGGUAGCAAAGAAAGGACAGAAGUCGAAACGUCUUUAGUAGAUAUUCGGAGAGAGUUAGACCGAAUGAAACAUCAAAUAACAAAUGAGCUAAAUCAUUUAAGCAACGCCCAAUACAACAUCUUAAAGCAGAUUCAGAAUUUUAAAGCACGUUUACUCGUUAAACUUGGCGAGCUGGAGAGAAAAUCAGAAGAGCAAGUGCGUGCAAGACACAAGAUUGUUGUAGAGAGCAUAAACAGAAAUGUCGGUGACAUUGAACAAAUGCUCAAACAUCUAGAGACUCAUUUAAAGAAUAUAACAAAUUUCAAAGGCGAAAAUGAUGCACAAUUGUUUGUGUACAUAAAACACGGGCAGAAAUUUUUAUCAAAAUGUUCAGAUUUGCUACAAAAGAUCAAGAACACACCUACCGCUACUUUGAAAUUUGAUUUCAAUUAUGACUUGGAAGUUUCAUUGAAUGAGAUGCAGUCGUUCAUAAGCAUACAUACGGACGAUUUUGACAAGACAUCAUAUGUAGGUGAAUAUGACAUAAGACUUCAAAGUGACAUUUGCAAUAUAACAGCCUGUUGCAUUGUGGAUGACGGUACUUUGGUUAUAGCAGACACCAACAACAACAGGUUAAAGAGACUUAACCAGUCAUACCGUUUAAUGGACUGGCGCGAUGCCCCUGGUGGCCCAUCUGGUCUGUGCCAGGUAGGUCCAAGUGAAAUAGCCGUGUCCAUGUACUAUGGUCAAAAAGUACAGUUUGCUACUGUUGGAAAUGAAAUUUCUCUAAAAAGAUCAUUUCCUGUAAACGAAGGAUGUCUGGGCAUUUGCUGCAAUCAAAAUGAGUUGUUCAUUUCCUGUACCAGCAUCCACUUUGUCGGAACCGCCUGCUAUAUGAAAAAAGGUACUGGUCAUGUUCGAGUUUACACUCUUUCUGGUGCUCUUCUGCGCAUUUUGAAAACAGAUCACAUGGGACAUGAGUUAUUUCUAGAACCAUGCAAUAUUGCUAUUAGUAGGGAUGGUACAUACUUGUAUAUUGCAGAUGUCCAGCUGGGUCUGAUAAUUCUUGAUCGACAAGGUAAUAAACGAACUGUUAUUACCGACCCAAAGCUGAAAGGUACAUUCGAUGUUUGCCUAGGUAAUCUUGACCAAGUGUUUGUCUGCGGCCGUAUGUCACACAAUGUCACAAACACGGUCAAGUCGAGCGGGAAAUUCUUAGACAGACUGAUGGUCUGUUGAAACCGAUUUCAGUUACAUACCAGCAAACCUCUAACCAUUUGAUAGUUUCGUGUGAAAACUUGGAAAAGCUCAAGGUUUUCAAACUUAGCUAAGAUACUUUAUAUAAAGAUGGAUUUGUCACUUUAACAGUGAAUGGUAAAUAACCGGAGGUUGAGUUGGACAACAUUCUCUGGAAUUUAGAGAAAUUUAAAGAUCUUAUUUGGCAAGUACAAAUUGACGAAAAGAGUGCGUGGUCAUGCCCGCCGCUUGUACUCUACAAAGCUUCACGAUUUAGUAUGACCGGUGGGCAAAAGGACCGUCCUUGGACUGAAAAUGAAUUUGGUUCAGUUCAGUGACGAAACUGAAGUGAUCUUAGAAGCCUAUCUACAUUUUGUGAACUCUUUAUGCAGCAGGCCCGGUUCCAGAAAUAUUUGAUUGAGGGGCACCAGUCUAGAAAGAAGAUUUCACCGCCGAGGCGCAUAGCAUAGGUACGGGAGGGGACCGCUGCCCAUGUUAAAGGGGUCAGGGUGCGUCUUCCCCCAGGAAUUUAUUGAAAUAUAGGUAUGAAAUUGUGGCCUCUGAUGCAUUUUAGGUCUAAAUGUUUAGUAAUGGAAGGGUUAGUCCCUUCCUGAUUGGGGAGGAGAUCAGGGGGCUCUCUUCCUGGAAAAGUUUGAAAUAUAGGUAUGAAAAGGUGGCCUCUGUGGCAUUUAUUGAUGGGAGUACUCCGCUCAUUUUAGGGGGAUCAGGGUGUGCCCCCCCCCCCCCCGCCAUCCCCCUCUGGAAUUUUUAAAUACAGGUAUGAAAUGGUGGCCUCUGGAGCAUUUUUAUGUCUACAUUUUAAGGUAAUGGAGGGGUUAGUCCCGUCUUGGUGGGGGGGGGUCUGAAAAGUUUGAAAUGCAGGUAUGUAAUGGUGGCCUCUGGUGCGUUUCUGUGUCUAAAUUUUGAGAAAAUAUUUUUCUUUUUGAUUUAAUCAUAUUUUAUUGCUUCUGAACACAUAAUACAUAGCACAUAUACAUAAUAAGUAACAGAAGCAAAUGGGUUGGGCUACAAGUUAUUGCAACAUUAGAAGUCAGCCCUUCCCAAGUGCGUAACAUUAAUAGCAAAUGAAAAAUGAACGAGUGUAUUAGUUUAAUUAAGCAUUCCUUAUACAAAGAUAUAUGAUAGUGAUAAUAACUACAAAGAUAAAAAGAUGAAGGAGAAGAAAAAGAAGAAGAAGAAGAAGGGAAAUAUUAUAAUGAUGAUUUUUCUUUUUCCGAGAUGAUUGGGUGCAUUUUCGGCCCACCCCUGGAUCCGGGCCUGUGCAGUGUAAUGUACAUGAAAUGGCAGCAUUUUACAACUGCUUAUCACUCCAGAAUUCCUGCUCAGGAAGCACUUUAGACCAGACCGAUAUUGUUUCGAAAAUCGGGCAGAUAUCAAUUUUGCAAACCUGAGGCGAUAACGGUCCGAUAAUAAUUCCGGAAGAUAGAGAUGUUCAAAUAUCGACAGGAUGUUGGACUAGUAUCAUAACCAGGUGUCGGCUGGCAAAUAUUGAUUUGAUAUGCCAAAUGUUCCUAUUAUAUAUGUGUAGAUAGAGUAAGAAAAGUGUAUAUUAAUUAAGAACAUUAAAAAUAUUGCGUGUAUAUGACAAUAUGAUAUGCUUUCAGACGCUUAAGAAAUAUGCAUUAUUACUCAGUAUAUAAUUCUGUUAAAAAUUCAUCACAUUGUUGACGUUUACUACAUUGGAUUGCUAUAACUUCUUUACUUUUGUAGAUAAUGCAUUUAGGCUUGGUUUAAUACGGCUUUAUCACAUAUAAUUUGGUUUUUAGCUCACCUGACCACAGAGUGCUCAGUUCUGGUCAGAAUGAAACACUCAACAAAGUCUCAGAAGAAUUCAUUACUUGGUCAUUUGGAUACAAAAACGCUAGGUCAAAAAGGUCAGUUAACAGCAAAACAUUGUUUACAUUCUAGAGCCUAUAUCCUGAAACUUAUCUUCAUAGUUCUUUGUCAGAAUGGUUGUCUUUAUCAAGUUCAAAACUUGGUACCAGAAGUCUUGAACUAGGUUACUUUGUCAAAUUCUAAAACAACUAUAUUUAACGCUCUUGAUGCCUCAAUUUCUACAUGCUCUUCAUAAAUCUUCGUCCGAAUGUUUGUCUAUAUGAAAUCUAGGUCAUUUCUAAAACUGAGUUACCUGAGAUCAAAACCAAGGUUAUUAGGUUAAAUCAUAGAAUUAUUUUUAACAUGACGUUUUUAUUUUAUGUCAGUUCAGUGUUGUGUUGUUUCAUCGUCAAAUGGUGUUGCAAUUGUGCAAAGAUAACUUAGAAUUAUAAAGUACAAUUGCACUCAGCCAGGUAAUUAGCUGAAAUUUAGUAGUAAUUUAAAUUAUGUCUGUAGUAAUUUCAUGAAUUAUCAUGUAUACAGAAAAAUAAAUCUAUUGCACGUGUCCAAAUCUAUGUGAUUGCAUGUACCAUUCCCCUACAGUUUGUGAGUUGUCAGGAAAAAGUUAUCGUGUUGAUCUUUUAUUUUUUUUUUAACGAGAUAUAUAUUAUUGAUUUUUAUUUGUAGUUUCUCAAAAUAGAUUUUAUUGUCUGUUUAGAUAUUUUAUUAUUAUAUUGUAUCAUACCAGAUUUUUAUAGCGCCCUUUUCAUGAUAAACAUGUUCAAAGCCGCUUUACUAGCAUUCCAAAUUGCGCUUCCCUUCAAAUAAUCAGUUUCAACCUGACGUAAAACCCAUCAUUUUGUGUAUAUAUGGUUUAUUCUUUUCCAUUAACUAGAUCUAUAUUUAAUGAGGAUUGCCUUCUAUUUCGGUGUUGUUUUUUUCCUUCAGCCAUUUUAGUGUACACAAUCAUGUUAAUGUACAUAGUUCCUUUCACAAAAAUACUCAAACACUAGGUACUUGAAAAGAAAUUUCAUAAAAUGAAAUAAUAAUUGAAACAGCAAUGUAAAUUAA